AUGGGUAAUGCAGAUAGUAAUGCAAGUAUUAAGGCCAUGCAUACAAAUUAUAUUGUUGUAAGAAAUAUAAAAGAUGAUACUCGUUAUGGAGAAGGAAGGAUAGUAAAAUAGAAGCAAACUAAAUAAGAAGUAUUUUAGAAGGAAAUCAAUUUAACAGAUGAAGAAAAAUAUUCAGCAUUAAAAAUAAUGCUUGAAAAAAAGGAAAGCAAUUCAUAUGAUAAUUUGAUCAAUAUAACUAGUAUUUAAAUUAGCAAUAUAAUUAUUAGAGUUGUUUUAUCACGAAGAAAAUCAAUUUUGUGGUUAAUUUUUUAAGAUCUUCAUUUUAAUGGAAUAUAUACCAACAACUUUGUUUGAUAUCUUAGAAUAAAGAUUAGCUAAGAAAUUAGAAUUUAAAGAAUCAGAACUAUGGACUAUUCUAAUAGGAUGUAUAGAAGGAUGUUGUAUACUGGAAUCUUAGAAAAUCACUCAUCAAGGAUUAAGAUUAGAUACAAUCUCUUAUAUAGAUUAAUUUCCAUAUGUCAAGAUUCUAGAUCCAAUUUUAAGUGGAGUUCCUACUACUUAUCAAUAAUUAUUAUAAGAUGACACUAAAUAAAUCAAUUUGAAUUAUUUAAGUCCUAAACUCAUGUAAUCACUUAAUGAUGAUAUGUAACCAUAACAUAAUCCAUACAAAAGUGAUGUAUAUUCUUUAGGAAUGAUGAUGUUGCAUUUAACAAGUUAACAUAAUUGUGAAGAUUGUUAUGAUAUGUAAAAAAUGAGAGUAAAUCAUUAAUAAGUUUAAAGGAGAUUAUUAAAUUUAGAAUAAAAAUUCUCAUCUUAAUAUAUUCAAGUCUUGAGAACUAUGCUAUUACUUAAUGAAGAUUAAAGACCAGAUUUUCUUUAAUUAAGAUCUGAAAUGUAAUCUAUGUCACCUCCAGCUUCUCCUAAAGCUUAUAUUGAAGAACAAGAAGAAGAAGUCAUCCAAACCAAAAAGAGUCCAAUUAUUUAAGUUGAAGCAUAUGAAUAAGCUGUAGAGAGCUUUGCAAUACCCUAAUAAUAAUAUCAAUUAUAAACUUCAUAAUAACCAUAAAUAUUUGUUAAUCCUGAAUAAAGUGCUAAAUUUAUAUAAUAAUCAUAAAGUUCAGUACAUAAUUCUUAAGUACAAGCAUAAAGAUCAAUUUAAUUAAGACAAUCUUAGCAAUCCGUCUAAUCCAAUUAAUCAAUGUAUAUAUAAAGAAAUGGUCUUAAAGACUUAAGACCUGAUAUAUGUGAUCAUUUAAAAAUUGUAGUAUUAUCAUUUAAUUUAGUUACCUUUAUCAGAAUAACCCUCAGAAUAAUCAUAAAUUGAUACCAAUAUAGGUAACAAAAUAGGAGCUGAAGAAUUAUUGAAUCGUUCUAAUUUAGAAUAAUAAGAUACAUUAAUGCCAAUCACAUCAUUUUCUAAUUCACAAUAAUAUUAGUAAUUUUUACAAUCUAAAUCUAAUAUGCCAGUUUCAUAUGAAUCUUAUAAAAUGGAAUCCACUUAUAGAAAUUAAUAAAAUGUUGAUCCUGUUUCUAAAUAUGAUUAUCUUUAUGAUAAACAAAUGAGCAAUCAACAAAAAUUUUCAAAUUAUCAAAGUGAUUUGAAAAGAACUUUAGAAUCUAAUAGGGUUUAAACUGUUUCAGAAUCUUAUCCUAAUGGAUCAAGAUAUGAAGGCCAAAAAUUGAAUGGAAUGAGACACGGUCAAGGGACAUUUUUCUAUUAAGAUAAUGGUGGAGUUUAUGAAGGUUAAUGGUUUGAAAAUAAAAUGCAUGGUUAAGGUUAUACAUUCAAAGUAACAUCUAUUAGGUACUUUAUUUUAUGCCUCUGGUAAACCAGCAUAUGAAGGAGAGUGGUUGAAUGAUAAAUUUUAGGGUAAUGGCACUUUGUACAAUGAAGAACCUUAAGCACUUUAUGGAGAUUUUGAUUUUGGGGAUUUUGAUACAAUUGGAGAGUAUUUAUAUAUUAAAAUAAGUUAUUGGACAAGAUAUGUUGGUUAAUUCAAUUAAGAUAAUAAAGAGGGUCAAGGCACCUUAUAUUUAUCAAAUGGUGAUCGAUUUGAAGGCAACUUUCUAUAAGACUUAAUAAAUGGUCCUGGAAGAUAUAUCAAAAAAAAUGGUUAAAUAAUUUAAGGAAAAUGGUGGAGAAAUAAACUAUAAUAGUGA
Molecule: messenger RNA, 2160 nt
Organism: Paramecium primaurelia
Lineage: Eukaryota; Ciliophora; Oligohymenophorea; Peniculida; Parameciidae
Source: the annotation of a GenBank genome assembly